Erythranthe guttata (spotted monkey flower) is the source of this 1078-nucleotide messenger RNA. RefSeq names its product reticulon-like protein B11. Lineage: Eukaryota; Viridiplantae; Streptophyta; Magnoliopsida; Lamiales; Phrymaceae. Gene Ontology annotation, biological process: response to bacterium. The record is from RefSeq and is a predicted model, not a curated record.
ACCAAUGUAGUUUUUGGACUUGAUAGUAAAAUUGCGAAAUUCCCGUCGUGUCGUCCCCUUCAAAUUCUCCCUCCCUCCCUCGAUUUACUGAAUCUCUCCGGCCUCCAUUCAAAUUCCCUGUUAGAUUUUCCGAAACCCUAAAUUUCAUGGGAGAAUCUCGUCGAUUCUCUGUUCAUCUCGCUCUGGGCGGUGGUGCAGUUUCCGAUGUGCUAUUGUGGAAAAAAUGGCGCCGGAGCGUCGCUUUUCUGGUUGCUUCAACCGCCCUCUGGUUCCUGUUCGAGAUUGCUGGAUACAAUUUACUGUCCUUUGUAUCGAAUGUUUUGUUGCUGCUCGUUGUAAUCUUGUUUGUUUGGGCUAAAUCUGCAUCACUUCUCAAUAGACCUCUGCCGCCACUACCUAAUCUUGAAGUUUCUGAAGAGGCUGUUGUGAAGGCGGCUGACGAGAUACGAGUUUCAAUAAACUAUGCUUUGUCAAUUGCACACGACAUUGCAAUUGGUGGAAAUUUGAUCAUCUUUUUUCAGGUUGCUAUUGGCUUGUGGGUUAUUUCAUACAUCGGCAGCUUCUUCAACUUUCUUACGCUGGUCUACAUUGGUGUUCUUCUUAGUUUAACACUGCCUGCGUUGUAUGAAAAGUACCAAAAUCCAAUCGAUGAAAAGCUGAGCGCCGCAUAUAAAAUAGCUCACGCACAAUACCAGAUAAUUGAUGAUAAGGUACUUCGAAAGCUUCCGUUUCCUUCAAACAAGGCGAAGAAGACUCAAUAGACUCAUGACUAGUGGUACGUUUGCAGGGUGUGUUGGUCGAGGUAUUGGCUUCCGGGAAAUCGUUAAUGCGUUGUGCUCUUUUUUUCUUUUCGUUUUUUGGUGGUAAUAUCGGCAAUUUUUAAGCCAUGUAUGUACCUCUCUUCACAGUCUUGUCCCACUGAAUAUAACAAUCACACCGCCAUUGUAAUCUCAGUUUUUGGUUGUGCUGAUUUUGGAUUGUUAACUUUGGUUUUUGCUAACUUUGGUUUUGUGCUAAUUCUCUCUAGUAUAAUGUAACAUCAGUUAAUGAGUAACAAAUUUGUUUUCAUUUAUCUCCA